This is a messenger RNA of Carassius gibelio (silver crucian carp), 1253 nucleotides long. RefSeq lists its product as uncharacterized. The coding region runs from base 142 to 1104 and encodes 320 amino acids. The transcript is spliced from 6 exons. The record is from RefSeq and is a predicted model, not a curated record. Lineage: Eukaryota; Metazoa; Chordata; Actinopteri; Cypriniformes; Cyprinidae.
UUUUUGGCUUACAUGCAUCUUGACAUCAGUUACAGAAUUUGCUGCUGUAUGUAGUUUCAGGAAUUCUGUUUCUUUGAGUGAACUUCAGUAUCUACAAGGAAGUCAUUGCAACAGCAGUGAUUAAAUUUUAAAUUCGUUACAAUGGCAUUAAAUCACAUACUCAGACUCCUUCUUUGUCUUCUAACCUUCAAAACAGGGUUCUGUGCUGAGAUCUCUGUGUUUGUGCAGACAGGAGCUUCUGUUCAACUGGAUAUACAGACACAACAACUACCAGAGUUUGAGCUUUUAUUGUGGAUGAAUAAUAAAUCAGAGAGUAUAGUUAGAUACAACAGUGAUUCCAAAAGAGUAACACCUCAUGAUUCCUACAAGGACAGAGUGGUUUUCAAUGAUGUAACCUUCUCUCUGACUCUGAAGAACAUGCAGAAGACAGACAGUGGACUCUACACAGCAAGAACAAUUGGAUUAAUAACCACAGAUUUGGUCUCAUACAGAGUAUCUGUUAUAGACUCUGUGGAGGCUCCUGUCCUGACUGUGAACUCAAACUGGUUCAGUGGUAACUUCUGUACUGUGAACUUCACAUGCAGAGCUCAUGAGCUCAUGAUUAACUCCAGCUAUCAGAACAACAGAUGCUCUCCACAGGAAGUGACAUCACAGAUCAACACUCUCACCCUGGACUGCAGUGAGGAAUACAUCAUCUGUAACCAUAGCAACCAUGUCAGCUGGAAUGAAGACAGAAUAAACAUCGAAGAACUCUGCAUUUAUAAAGAGUAUGAAUUAAACAAUGACCAGACUGUGUCAUCUCUCCUGUGGCCAGUUGUUUGUUCGGUGGCAUUGUGCAUUUUGAUAUGUCUUUUAGUCUUUCUGUACUUUAAGUAUAAAAAAGGUGCUCAGGAGGAGGUAGAAGGUAAUACAAUCUAUGCUCAAGUUGAGGCUGAAGACCAGACACAAGAGAAAACAGGAAAUGAUCGACCCAUCACAGUCUACUGGACAUUAGGACAACACCAAAAACCUACAAUCCCCAAUGAAACAGACCAUACAGUUUAUUCAGAGGUGUACAAACAACCAAAUGAGAAACUAUCCGCCAUUUCAGCCGAUGACACUUAAAAUGAAACUGGCUAUGUGUCAUGGGGAAGUUGUUAUGAGACUUGAUCUCAAAAUGGUUUCCUUUGUUACAUGCCGCAUGUUUUGUAUUUCUUGUGGUUUACUUUACUGAUGUACUUCACAGUGACUUUAAAUUGCAUUUUGCCCCAUUC